This is a messenger RNA of Dinoponera quadriceps, 3170 nucleotides long. It is a transcript of the gene Osbp, whose product is annotated as oxysterol-binding protein 1. NCBI's taxonomy places the organism in Eukaryota, Metazoa, Arthropoda, Insecta, Hymenoptera, Formicidae. The transcript has 11 exons. The coding region runs from base 1 to 2400 and encodes 799 amino acids. Gene Ontology annotation, cellular component: membrane; intracellular membrane-bounded organelle; cytosol. Gene Ontology annotation, molecular function: sterol binding. The record is from RefSeq and is a predicted model, not a curated record.
AUGGGAGACCCGAAGAGCCAGCACGGCGCACAGGAGAUGAAAGGCUGGCUUUUCAAAUGGACGAAUUACCUGAAAGGUUACCAACGGCGAUGGUUCGUCCUGUCAAACGGCCUUCUGUCGUAUUACAGGGCUGAACCAACAGGGGGGCCAAAGAUAUCAACACGACGCAAGCGGAGGGCUGGCAGAGCCUCCGAAAAUCCCGCGGAGAUGUCCCACACCUGCCGCGGCACGAUCUCCUUACAUGGGGCCUUAAUACAUACAGUGGACGCUUGCACUUUCGUCGUCAGCAACGGCGGCACCCAAACCUUCCACAUCAAAGCGGCGACCGAGGUGGAGCGACAGCAGUGGGUAACAGCUCUCGAGCUCGCUAAAGCCAAGGCUAUCAAAGCGAUGGAAUCUGAAGAAGAGGAAGAGGAAUACCAGGAUAACGAUAAUCAAAAAGCGGAAACUGCGUCUGUGAUUAAAGAUCUAACACGGCGAUUGGAUGAUUUACAAGCGUGCAAUGACUUGAUAUUUAAACAAGGAACUAUGCUGCAACGAGCUUUAAACGAUUUGGAAACGCUUGAGCCUCCGUCCCCUGAAUUAGCGGCGAAAAUCAAGACCGUCAGUGAACGAGCCACACUUUUUCGAAUUGCGGCAAACGCUAUGAUUAGUACGAGCAGCGAUUAUUUACAAUUAGCCCAACAACAGGAGCCUAAGUGGAAGAAGAUGCUGCAGCACGAGCGGGACCAGAAGGAGCGGAUAGAGAAGAUGGUCGAGCAGCUAGCCAGGCAACAUUCACACUUGGAGGAAGCAGCGCAACACGCGAUUCCUUCAGCGACGCCCGCGGGAGGGCACAGACCUUCACAUCCAGCAGUGACAACAUCGCCGUCGGAAGACGAGGAAGAUAAUGCGGAGUUUUAUGAUGCCCAAGAAUUGGACACCUUUACAUUAACUAUAUCCGGAGUGGCCACAAACAAUUCGAUUUCUCACACGAGAGAUCGUACUGAUUCGCAAGGUAGCGACGAUGGUUCUAGCUCAGAAGGGGAUCCAACACCCUUGCCCGUCUCUGAUUCCACUGGUGCCGACUCGUUUCUCAUCGUGACCGAUUCCACAGCGGCACAGCCUCCCUUAUCCGUUACGAACACAGACGAUCUGGAUAAUAUCACUUGGCAGACCAACAAUGGCAGCGGCGGCACCGGGGUAACCACUGUUUCCAAGAGAAAGCGAAGGACCAGGGUACCUGAUAAACCAAAUUAUCCCUUAAACUUAUGGAGUAUCAUGAAGAAUUGUAUCGGCAAAGAUUUGUCAAAAAUUCCUAUGCCGGUUAAUUUUUCUGAACCACUCAGUAUGCUCCAACGAUUGACGGAGGACUAUGAAUAUGCGGAUAUUUUGGAUAGGGCUGCGGAGUGUGCAGAUAGCUAUGAACAAAUGGCUUACGUAGCUGCGUUCACUAUAUCUAGUUACUCCACAACCGCUGCUAGAACAGGAAAACCUUUCAAUCCUCUAUUGGGUGAAACAUACGAAUGCGAUCGUACGGACGAUCUUGGAUGGCGUGCAAUUUCGGAACAAGUGUCCCAUCAUCCGCCUAUGCUGGCUCAACAUUGUGAGGGACAGAAGUGGCGAUGUUGGCAGGAAUUUACAAUGGCUUCUAAAUUUCGUGGAAAAUAUUUACAGGUAAUUCCUCUGGGUACUGCUCACUUAGAAUUCGACAGUGGCCUGCAACACUAUACAUGGCGUAAAGUUACUACUACCGUACAUAAUAUUAUAGUCGGGAAAUUAUGGGUCGAUCAGAGCGGCGAUAUGGAUAUUGUGAAUCAUAAAGAGGGUAUCAAGUGCCAUUUGAAGUACAUACCAUACUCGUACUUCUCACGAGACAGUCAGCGUAAAGUGAAGGGGGUGGUUAUGAAUUCCAACAAGGAGGUUAAAUGGGUGGUGCAGGGUACUUGGGACGCGAAGAUAGAAAUUGCCCCGGUAAUUAGUACGUCCGGUACAUCGGAUAAUCCAGUUUACAAAACGGGCCCCUACAUACUGGCUUGGAAACGACGUAUGCCUCUCGAAGACUGCGAGAAAUAUUAUUCGUUCACGGAACUGGCGUGUCAACUGAACGAGCCGGAAGAGUGUAUGGCUCCGACAGACUCUCGUUUAAGGCCCGAUCAACGGCUGAUGGAGGAUGGACGGUGGGACGAGGCUAAUGCGGAGAAAUUACGUUUAGAGGAGAAGCAAAGAGCCGUUAGACGAGCACGCGAACACGACGCUGAGAAAGCUACCGCACAAGGAUUCUCGUACGAGCAGUAUGAGCCGUUGUGGUUCAAGAAGAAGCAGGAUCCGUACACGGACAGUCGUUGUUACGUAUUUAACGGCGAAUAUUGGGAUUGUAAAAGUAAAGGUGAUUGGUCGCGAUGUCCGAACAUAUUUUAGUUUAUUAUUAUAAAUAUAUUCUAUUAUACAAUGUGACUCGUCACACGUACAUGCAGUGCGGGAAGUUUUGGAUUGUUUAAGAAAAAAAAAGGGACGAUAAACGGAUGUUAGAAAUUGUGAUCGCUACUCAAAGAGAUCGAAACUUAUAAAAUAAUGUUGACGUGAUAGUUGGGGUUGUUAUGGGAUAUGGUUUAGCGAUUAAUUAAUUCUUCCAAUUAGGUGGAUGAAGUUUGGCACUCGGACAUGUACAAUGUACAAUUUGUACACCUGUGUCACUUUUCUUUCGUUACUCUUUGGCCCUCUUAUAUCUCCCCCCUUUUAUUUUCUUGCUGUUUCGCAGCGUCUUUGAUCCUUUUAUUUUUGAAAGAAAUAGAAAUAUAUCACACUAAUUAUUAAGGCUCCUGAUUAUUUCGCUACAACUGUCCUUGUUUGGAACCUUCCUUUCUAACCUCUUUUAUCACGAUUUUGUCAAUGUAUAUUUUACGACUGUUCAUUGAUUGUUCUAGUAAGAGAAAAUUAUUCGGACAAUUUUACAAGUGUGCCGAAUCGAUUGCGAAUAUCAUUUGUGGGUAUAUCUUUUUAUUUGGACGUGUAACGCGAGAAUUCUUGGCGUACGUUUUCUCGCUUCUAACGUCAUCAAACAAGGUCGGUUGCAACGUAGUAGGCCAGGAGGCUCAAGGAUCUAAUUUAACGUCUAAUGAAUCUAUGCUGUGGUGUUGAUUUCCCUUUUUUUUUUUCUUUAAUUUUGCGGAAGUAAUGCGAUAGUUAUU